This is a messenger RNA of Recurvomyces mirabilis, 498 nucleotides long. RefSeq lists its product as uncharacterized. The coding region runs from base 1 to 498 and encodes 165 amino acids. The record is from RefSeq and is a predicted model, not a curated record. The transcript has 2 exons. Lineage: Eukaryota; Fungi; Ascomycota; Dothideomycetes; Mycosphaerellales; Teratosphaeriaceae.
AUGCAUCGCUUCGCCAUCAUCACCGCGGCAAUAAGCCUGCUAGCUGCGCAGGCCCUCGCGCAAUCCGGCCUCUACGCCGUCGCAGCAGCCAACACCACCACCGCCACCCCAGUCACCCAAACAAUAACCUACUACGACGAAGAAUGCACCUGCACCAAAACCUCCAUCACCAUCACCUCCUCCUCCUGCACCACCACCCCGACCGCUGCAUCCUGGUCCGCCCCUUACCAAUCCACCACCACCUGGUACGAUCACGAAUGCGGGUGCACCAAGUCCGCUGCCGUUCCCAUGCCGCCACCGGCGUCGAUAGGGAGUAACUAUACUGCGCCCGUGCAGCCGGCUAGUGUGCCCGCGACUAGCACGCCUGCUCCGGCUCCCGCGCUGGCUAGUUCGAGUGCGGUGCCCGAGCAGUAUACUGGGAAUGGAGGGGCGCCGAGGAUUACGCAGGCUGUGAUGGGGGUUGUGGGGGUCUUGGGCGCGGCUUUUAUGAUGGUGUAG